Molecule: messenger RNA, 288 nt
Organism: Cylicocyclus nassatus
Lineage: Eukaryota; Metazoa; Nematoda; Chromadorea; Rhabditida; Strongylidae
Source: the annotation of a GenBank genome assembly
AUGCCGGAAGAAAACGUAGAACAAGUGCUGAGGUUGUGUUUUUACUUUAUCGCUAACAAAGGCGGAAUCGCGACGAUGAAAUGGCUGCACAUAUGGCCAGGGCUCAAGGGUUUAGGUCAUACGCUGCUUACGCCGCGCACUCUGGCCCAACCCAAAGUGGAAAUCAUGGCAAUUGUACGACGUCUAAAAUCUUCGGCAGCGAUGGCCAUGGAUGGUACCUCGAACAGUCAAAGACCAUUGAACGCGGAUUCGAAAGUUCUUUGUUGGCUUAAGUCCACAAUUCACUAA